AUGGACAUAAAAAGAGCUUCAUUCUUUAUCAUGCUGCUCUGUGUGGGAUGCUACAAAUGCAGCAGCAUUCUUCAUUCUAAUAAAGGAUCAUACGAUGUAACUGUUCCCCUUCGAGAUGAAAGAAGCGGAAAUGCAAUGAAAUCUGAAGAUGAGGAAAAGGGCUGCUGCAGUAGAGCACUUGCAAAGGCAAAGAAGUAUACAUGCAUGGCUUUUACCUCAGUAGCUAAGAGAAAAACAGCAGUGAAGCUUGUCUUUAUUUCGCUUGGAGCUGUAGCAAUUGCGCUGCUUUAUCUGCGCAUAAGACUGGAUGCUAAAGUUGAGGAAAAAAAAUUUCUGCUCAACCUCUGCCACGAGCAGAUAGAAAACAGCGCAAGAACUUGCUACUCAAAGCUAGAGGGCACGGGGCAGCUGGAGAAAAUGGGAAUUUUAAAGUACAACGGGCUGUUCGGCAGUAAUACCGUAAAAGAAGAGGUUGACUCUAUGCUUUGCUCCGUCUCUCUAUACCAGGAAAAUGGAGACAUCAAAGAAAGAGAUAAGGUGAUCCAGUACCUAUCAGAGGCCUCCGCCAUGAAAAUUGUAGAUUCUAUUAAAAGAUACAUAGAAGGCAACCACACUCUAACUCCAGAAACAAUGCCAAGCGAAGAAGAGCUAGAAAGAAUAAGCAGGCUUUUCAUUAUAUCUCUUAAAAGAAAAGUAAGAGUAUUGCUUAAUCUGAUAUUCAGUAUAUUUUUACUUGAAGACUACAAAGAAGAAGCGCAUGCAAGGAUAAAAAAAAUAUUGGAGAUGUGCUGGACUUUCUAG
Nematocida minor is the source of this 801-nucleotide messenger RNA. RefSeq lists its product as uncharacterized. NCBI's taxonomy places the organism in Eukaryota, Fungi, Microsporidia. The record is from RefSeq and is a predicted model, not a curated record. The transcript has a single exon. Bases 1 to 801 code for a protein of 266 amino acids.